Penicillium nucicola is the source of this 630-nucleotide messenger RNA. RefSeq lists its product as uncharacterized. Bases 1 to 630 code for a protein of 209 amino acids. The record is from RefSeq and is a predicted model, not a curated record. Lineage: Eukaryota; Fungi; Ascomycota; Eurotiomycetes; Eurotiales; Aspergillaceae. The transcript is spliced from 2 exons.
AUGUCUCAAAGCGAGCACUAUCUUGUGCGGAUGGCCACUUGUAGCACUUCGUUAGCUCAAGUUUGGGCGGCGUUGGCUACAUUUAAGGGCAACCCGGAGCGUCGAGGCGUCUAUGCCCUUAAUCAGCGAUCGGAAAAUCCGCCUGCUGAUAGCGCUGAAAUGAGGCCGGCAAAGCGACCGCGACGAUAUACCUGUCAGGGAGACUUUGUCGACUCCGGAGGGAUUCAAGUUGGGUCGAGUAGUCCACCGCAUGAUGAUUCCUACGAUGGCUCUCAAAGUUCUUCGCUGGGCUACUUUGACCUUAAGGACCAUUGUUUGGGAGUUACACCGGAAGACGACACUCUGCGACUUGCGUCGUGCGUGAUCCGACAUAUACUCUAUUUUGCUCCGCCUCAAGAAAACCCCCUAAACACCGCUGUCGUGGACUUUAGAGACGCCAAGACUAGAUUAUCUGCUUCCACUGUGCUUACAGAGCAAGUGGUGAUUGCGACCGAUGAUGGUGGACUUUGUCUACGACGGGAAAAACCAGGGGGUGGUUUCAGCCUGGUCAACAACCACGUUGCAAUUCUGGAGGCGAAGGCACGAUUUCAAACCCUAGAGAACGAUGGUCUGCGAAGCGUUAGCGACUAG